AUGAUGACUGCGAAAGCUCCACUGGAAUACACGAAGGUGAUCGUCGCCUCCCUCGACUACACGAAUGAAGGGCUCGCUCGUGUCAUUCUCAGGAAAGCGCUAACCUCCACCUCGGAAGCUUCGAGAAAAUGGGCGACGAGAUACCUGGCUGUGCUUGCUUCUACAGAUCUUCCGAUGUUCUCCGACUGGGGAAUCCAAUUGAUGUUGAGACAGCUAGCCGACGAAUCUUCAAAGGUGGUCCGUCACGUCAUACGUCUUCUGAAUCGCUGGCUCCCUGAGCACCCGUCCAGAAAUCUUAGAAAAGUCGAAUGGUCUUUGUUUGGAGAAGCUGGGGACCUACUGAAAGCGCACAUCUACGCGAUGGAAUCGGAAUGUGCUUCUGACGAAGAUGAAGUUCGCGAAGUGGUUCAUUUUUGGAUGAAAGAGUUCAAUAAGAAGUAUCUGCAAAUCAUAGAUGAGGAGAUGAAAGAGCUGAUGUUCCACGUCAAGCGAAGUCUUGAUGGAUCCUUCUCGAGAGUUAGUUCUGAACGCCCGGACACUUCUCUCGGAGUCCUUGCCCCUCUUCACCUGUUUGCAGCCCUAGGAAAGCACGAAACCGGACGGCGCAUUCUGAUUGAAGAGAAUGUUUGCGAAGAUCUGUUGAGAGUAUGCAGUAGCGGAAAGUGCUUCGAAGGAGUGAAGUCCAGUCUUCUGGCUGUAGCGAGUAUUGGCAGCACAGACGGAGGUUUCGAGAUCUUGCCGGUUGACGCAGUUCCCGCAGUUAUCAAGAUCGCCGAAGAGCACAGUGUCCUGACAGUUCGCGGAAUCGCAUUUUGGGCACUUGCCACAUUCUCGCAAUGCAUCGAGGGAGCGAAACGAGUCGCCGCUUUCGGAUGGGAAUGUAAUCGAUUCCGUUAUGCGAGUGAUUUGGCGAAAACCAAAGCGUCGGAGGAUGAGGGAACAGCGUCUACCCCCGCUGCAGGAACGGCUGCCGGAAGUGUCAGUUCGGCCUGGAGGGUGGCCAGGAAAAUCACCCAUCAACAUCACCGACACUCAUCAAUUCUCGAAGUGAGUGAUAGCGUUUUAGUAGUUAUCAAACUUUUAUUUUCAUUCCAGGUUCAAAUCCACGGAAAGCAGAAUCGCGCAAAGUCCGAAAGCGCUUUGGUGCGAAGAGGACACAGUAAAGGCCGCCCAAGAAGUCGUUCUGAAGGAGACAUUCAAUCGGUUUCUCCGAAAAGAUCAUCAAAGAGCAUUGAAAUCUGCUGCUUACAGAGACUGUGGAACAGUGAACUGUACUUGUACAAAAGCAGUGGCACUUCAGAGUAGAAAGUGUUUAGUUUUUUAUCUUCAUCUCUUCAAUUUUUCAGCAGCUCCAGUAUUCCGUAUCACAAACGCACGGUGACCAACUCAAGUUCUGGACAUCCGAUGCACGAAGAAGUGAUUGUUACCGUAUCCCCAGCAGUGAAUCAGCAGCCAGAAGAGCUCGGGAAGUCAGCUGCCACCUCGCGAUUGUCGACUGAUCGAAGAAGAGCAAAUACGACGAGUUCAUUGUUUGAUGAAGAGGAAGCUCCGAAGAAUCGUGCGUCCACAGUAGUCAGAUGCAUCAAAGACGGCCUGAAAAUAUCAAGUGAUCAGUUGGAAGCAGAAGGAGUGUUGGCUGACACAAUUAUGGAGCCACACUUCUCUUGUCGUCUCCGAGAAAAGUAUCAUCUGCUUCCGUUCCGUGUUCGCUCUUGCCUUCAAAUCAACAGACACGUCGGAGAGCCCGUUCGCUAUAUCUUCAUGACGAAAGAGGAGGUAUCAUUUGAAUUCUGAAUCUUUAGGGACUUUUGUUUUCAGGAGCGUCAUUUCGCAGAUUAUCGACGUCAAGUGAUGAACGAUCCCUGGCUGUACAACGAGCUGCUCAAGGAGGACAACGCAGUCAAGAAAACUAUCAAUGUGGUGCCCCUGCAGACAGUCGCGCUCCCGGCAGAAAUCGAAAUAAUGUGCGGAAACAUAUUCCCGGCAAAACCGAAAACUGAUCUGAUAUUCUCAUUCGAAGAAGAGAACGAGACUGCCAGCGUGGAGGACAGAGGAGCCAGAACGGGACACGCGAGGAGUGGAAUACACAUUCAGUCGCACUCUACUUACAGAUGCUUUCAUUGCAGCAGCAAUGAAGACAAAGGUUGGAUAGGGAUGAUCUAGAUUGAAUUUAAACUAAUCCAUAAUGUUUCAGUGAGGACAUAUCCACAUGCGGACGCGCCACAACUCAGAAAAGAGGUCCUCAGUCAAGUGGAUAUGCUUGAGAUCAAAGAGUAUCCAGUGAAACGGCUGAUUGGGUUAGAAGACAACAAAUGAAUUGACAGCAAAUUUGUUUCUUUCAGGCUCCGCCAACACCAUCAGUGGCUCUUUGAGUGGCCGUGCAUGUACGCGGAUGUGCUCGAACUGCUCGACGAGUAUCGUUUCAAACCGCACUCACGAGCCUUCCUCCAGCAAAUUUCUACGACGCCCUCCAAUUAUAAACGUAUUUCUCACUGA
This is a messenger RNA of Caenorhabditis sp. 36 PRJEB53466, 2496 nucleotides long. Lineage: Eukaryota; Metazoa; Nematoda; Chromadorea; Rhabditida; Rhabditidae. The record is from the annotation of a GenBank genome assembly.